Messenger RNA from Penicillium mononematosum, 615 nucleotides. RefSeq lists its product as uncharacterized. NCBI's taxonomy places the organism in Eukaryota, Fungi, Ascomycota, Eurotiomycetes, Eurotiales, Aspergillaceae. The record is from RefSeq and is a predicted model, not a curated record. The transcript has 4 exons. Bases 1 to 615 code for a protein of 204 amino acids.
AUGUGCCAUUACGAUUGCUCGGUGCACCCGACCACAAUCAAUCAAGAUGACGAUAUUACUGGGAUCGGAGUCUUAAUCGGGUACACCGUCACUGCGGUAGUGGCGACUAUCGUAUUUUACUACCUUCUGUCUUAUCAACCGUGUCUGGACCCUUUUCGCGAUGGGCAUAUCGAUCCCCUGUUGGCCGUACAGCCACGGCCGAAUCCGAUUGACGAGCUGAUGCUUCGGGGUCCACGGAGACUAUUGACUAAGAUCUUUGGCACAAAUAGUAGUGGGUUGAGCAUCCAUGCCCGUUUUGAAAACUCGCUGGUCAAGUGCGUCCUCGCCAUGAGCGACAUCCAGAUAUUCACCGGAAUAUCCAUCAUGAUCAGCGGUGCGGCACAGCUCAAGUGUGGAAUUUCCUGCUACCAAUGGCUGGUAUCUGACCCAUCUCUCGUGUCUAACCCUUCUCCGGAACUAUCUACACAAUCGGCCGGCCGAACGCACCUGGCGACUUGCUUGCAUGUUUGUAUUGGUGGCUCUCCUCUUCUUCGCUUUUCUUCCCACGGUCAAUUAGAUGGCAGCUGGGACGUUCUGCUGAAGACAGCGGUCCUCCCACACCCGAGGACUACGUAA